Molecule: messenger RNA, 962 nt
Organism: Boleophthalmus pectinirostris (great blue-spotted mudskipper)
Lineage: Eukaryota; Metazoa; Chordata; Actinopteri; Gobiiformes; Gobiidae
Exons: 8
Coding region: 122-946 (274 amino acids)
Biological process (GO): biosynthetic process
Source: RefSeq, a predicted model, not a curated record
UAUUUUAGGUCAGCUGUGCCGAAAGUUACAUGCUUAUUUCCAGGAAGCCUGUCGUUCAUUCAUCAAACCUUUUCAUUUUUUGUAAUAAUAAAGACAAAAUAUAUUAUAUAUACUGACCACAAUGAAAGCCGUGAUCCUGGCCGCUGGAUACGGGACCCGGCUACAGCGGGACGUGCUAGCGGACAGUAGCGGGAGAUUCGCUCACCUGGCCGGGGUCGCCAAGCCGCUGCUGCCGGUGGGACACUGCGCUCUGAUCUCCCACUGGGUCAAUGCCCUGACAGCUUCUGGAUGUGUGGACUGCAUUUAUGUCGUUACUAAUGCUCUUUAUUGUGCUGCAUUUGAAGAGUGGGCAACACAGUUCUCAAAUGUUAAAAUUAUAAGUGAUGACACGAGAACCAAUGAGGAGCGCCUGGGGGCUGUGGCCUGUCUCCAGCUUGCAGUGAAACAUUUUCAAAUUAAAGAUCAUGUUAUAGCGAUUGGUGGUGACACACUUUUCAAAGAAGAUUUCAGUCUGACUCAAGUAAACAAAAGAUUUCAUGAGCUUCAAGCUAAAAGUGAGGACAGCUGUUUAGUUCUGUCCUACCUGUGCAAAGAAGAGGAAACACGUAAAUAUGGAAUCCUGGAAGUUGAUGACGACCUGCGUGCCCAUUGUAUGAAAGAGAAGCCCCUUCCAACUGAGACCACAUCAAGAAGAGCAUGUCCUUGUUAUUACAUGUUUUCAAAGAAGAGCUUGUCUCUAUUAGAGGUUUUUCUUGAGGAAAAGAAGACUGCCCCAAUAGAAGAGAAAGAUGCACCUGGAAUCUUUGUGUCUUGGAUAAUUUCAAGGAAGCCAGUGUACGUCUAUCCAAUCUCCGGUCGUUUUGAUGUUGGGAAUCUGCCCUCCUACAUAGAUUGUGACCUUUACUUCAAAGAAAAAUUACAAGAUGUUCAAUCCUACAUGAUCUAAACACAUUUUAUUAGUA